AUGGCCGCCGAUUGGAGUGUACUAGCGAUCAACGGCUCGCCACUGUCGGCCGUCCUUCUGCUGCCCGUUCUACUGCUUCUGGUGUGGAUCGUUUGGGAUGUGAUCGAUAGGCGUGGUGCGACGUACGGUGCGGUACGACAAUUUCCCGGACCACCCGUAUGGCCACUGAUCGGUACAAUGUACAGCACCCGUGGGUUAGAUGCGGCCACCACAUUCGAUGCAUUUCGUCGCUGGACCAAACAGUACGAUGGAACGUACAGACUGUGGCUAAACAGCUAUCUGUUCUCGCUCAACAUUACGCGCUGCCAGCAGCUGGAACCAUUUAUGAGCGGUGGACGCAACACGGACAAGAGUUUGCUGUAUCGGUUUCUACACCCAUUCAUCGGGAUCGGUCUGCUAAACAGUGCGGGUGCCAAGUGGCUCCAGCGGCGACGCAUUCUAACGCCAACCUUUCACUUCCACAUCCUGAACGGGUUUCAUCGUACGUUCUGUGAGGAGAGUGAAAAGCUGGCGGCCAAAAUUGACUCCAGACGAACGUUGGAAGAGUCAGCAGUGGAAAUUGACCUUCAGUCGGCAAUGUCACAGCUAACGCUGAACACUAUCUGUGAAACAUCAAUGGGUGUAAAGCUGGACUCGUUGGACGGUGCACGCGAGUAUCGGGACGGUAUCUAUAAGGUGGGUAAUAUGAUGCUUAACCGUGCAGUCCGGCCAUGGCUGUAUGUGGACUGGGUGUACCGGGUGCUGGGAUACACCCAGAAGCUACAACGUUUGCUAAAACCACUCCAUCUCUUCACCAAUCGGAUCAUCGCACAACGGCGUGAACUGUUCGAGCAAGGAAAGUUAAACGAUCUCAGCACAGUGGAUACUACAGAACAGGACGACGACUCCCCCCUGUACGGAGCUAGUUCCGGUGGCAAAAAACGGUACGCCAUGCUGGACACACUUCUUGCAGCAGAAACGCAAGGACUAAUCGAUGCCGACGGUAUCCGGGAAGAGGUAGAAACGUUCACAUUCGAAGGUCACGAUACGACCGCAUCCGCGCUUGUAUUCAUCUUUCUAACCCUAUCCUGGGAGCCAGAAAUUCAGGACCGCCUGUACCAGGAACUAGUACAACUGUACACCGAAAAGAAAGGUACUAUCACGCACGAUGAUCAUCUUUCGCCAGUCGAUCUAAGCUCGCUAAAGUUCUUCGAUCGCGUGAUCAAGGAGUGCCUUCGCCUAUGGCCACCGGUAGCAUUCAUUUCGCGCUCCGUUACGGAAGAAAUUUCACUACCGGACGGUCGUACCAUACCGAAGCGAUGCAUCGCCAACCUGCAUAUCUUCGAUCUGCACCGUGAUCCGGCCCAAUUUCCCGACCCGGAACGGUUCGAUCCGGAUCGCUUCCUGCCGGACCGAAUCGCGGCACGUAAUCCGUUCGCGUACGUACCGUUUAGUGCAGGGCAGCGGAACUGCAUCGGGCAGAAGUAUGCACUGCUGGAGGUGAAAACCGUUGUCGCCUAUCUGGUGCUGCGUUAUCGCAUCCUGCCCGUAACGAGACGGGAGGAAAUACGCUUCAUUGCGGAUCUUGUCCUGCGGGCGUCCAGUCCGCUGAAGGUUUGCUUCGAGCGAAGGAGGAGUGCGUGGUAA
Molecule: messenger RNA, 1626 nt
Organism: Anopheles maculipalpis
Lineage: Eukaryota; Metazoa; Arthropoda; Insecta; Diptera; Culicidae
Product: cytochrome P450 4C1-like
Exons: 2
Coding region: 1-1626 (541 amino acids)
Molecular function (GO): heme binding; monooxygenase activity; oxidoreductase activity, acting on paired donors, with incorporation or reduction of molecular oxygen
Source: RefSeq, a predicted model, not a curated record